AUGGAGCAGUCGCCCAGUGCUAUUCGCGACGCGAAAGACCACAUCACUGAAAUAAGAAGCAAGAGAAUAGUCCGUGACAACGACACAAGAGGUAGCAAUACCGACGUCUUGAAGAGAACAUUAGACAUAAUUGCGGAGAGGCUAUAUCAAAAGUCGACUCACUUUCUCUUGGAGCUCAUUCAAAAUGCCGACGACAACCAUUUUAAGACAAGGUUCCCAACUCUCACAUUCAAAUAUGCGAAUCGAAUCCUGCAAGUCGGCUGCAAUGAAACGGGGUUCACCCGCGAAAAUGUCGACGCCAUUUGCACUGCAGGCGAUAGUUCGAAGAUUGGGGUAAACCAGGCGGGGAGAUACAUUGGACAAAAGGGCAUCGGCUUCAAGUCGGUGUUCAAAGCGACGGAUGUAGUAUGGAUACAAUCGGGACCUUAUUCCUUCAAAUUCGACAAGACUCAGCCUCUAGGCAUUAUUACUCCUAUUUGGGCCGACUUUCCCGGCCAAGUUGGUGCUUUGGAUGAAUCGGCGAAGACGCAGUCAGGCUACACUAGCUUUUAUCUGAAACUGUCGGAAGAUUACAACGAGGAGGAACUAGUCAAGGAUUUGUGCUCCAUUGAUUCAAGGCUGUUGAUCUUUUUGCAGAAGUUGAGACGCAUAAACCUGCAGGUGGCUCUGAAGGACGGCAAGAUACUAAACAAGAGGCUUGAGAAACUGGAUGAGCCUACCACCGCUGAUGGGCAUUGUUUACUCAAAGAGAACGAACAAUUUAUCGAUUAUACGGUCAUCAGGCAUACUAUGGCACUGUCGAAAAGCCAGGAUCAUCCUCCAUCAGAAAUCGUGCUUGCAUUUCCAACCUCUGCAAGCACUGAUCUGGGGUCUGUAUCACAGGAUGUAUACGCUUUCCUUCCAAUUCAGCCUUAUGGUUUUAGUUUUCUAUUGCAAGCGGACUUUGCCCUUACGGCGAAUCGCGAAGACAUCGACAAUUCCAAUACAUGGAAUUACAGCAUUGUCCUCGACCUCCAGCACGCAUUUGUUGCCGCUAUUAAAACUAUCGCCACCAAGAUGCUUCAAUAUGAUUGGCCAUUAUAUAUUCCGCUCGAUUCUCGCUCUGACAUCUUUUCAUUAUUCCGUUCCGCCGUCUUGACCAGACUCAAGGCGGAAAAGGUUCUUCAGUCAUAUUCAAAGGAUUUCUUCAUGCCAGAAUCUCUCAUUUAUGUACCUAAAGAAUAUUUGGACAGCAAAGGCAUUCCCUUUACUUUGGGGGAACACACCCAGGCCAAAUACCUAGCUCCUGUGUAUAAUGAGACCGCUCUACCAGCGCUGGAGAAACUCGGCGUGCAGAAACUAACCUUCGACACCUUUCUCCACCAUUUAAGCUCUCUUAUUAAAGAUAAUUUUGAGGCAUUCAGGAGUAAGGACGACGACUGGCACUCUGAUCUUGCAGCGGUUCUUGUUCCCCACGUUAACAAUACGACGUUCAAUGCGAGGAUGAAGGAGCUUCAAAUUGUUCCUUUGCGAGGAACGAAGAAGUGGAUUAGUUCUAACAAGAACACGAUUUUCUUCUCUAAGAAUGAUAGCAAUUUUGAAGUCCCAGGGGGCGUGGAGAUGUUGGUGGUACGGCAAGACGCGGAGGCGGACUUUAAUCGGCAACGGCUACUCAGUGGUCUUGGAGUCAAAUCAUUUGAUACCGUCAAUGUCCGUCAACUUAUUCUGGACUUGCACGCCGAUGAAGCACGGAUUUCCAAGUUAUCUUUGGAUGAUCUGGUCUCCCAGGCCAAGUUUCUAUACGAGUCCAAUUGGGAACCGGCCCAGAUUGCAAAUAUUUGGUUCAUGAGUGAGAAUGAAAAUCGUCGCAAGGGCUCAAUGCUCUACAUCGAUGCAAAUCCGCGUGAAAAGCUCUCGGCUGCAAAAUUAUUGGCAAAUUGCAGAGUCGACGUUGAAUUUCUACAUCCGCAAUACCUGUCGGUAUUCCCCAAACAAUCUGACGCCUGGAAAUCAUGGCUUCAAAAGUACUUUGGUCUCGCCCAAAUUCCUCGGCUUGUUUCUAAGUUACCGGAUGGUUCGUUCCAUCUAUCCGAAGACUUCAAAUUUUUGUUCAACGAGUUCCCUUCGUCAGAUAUUCUCAUUCUUCUUCGAGAUAAUUGGGAACACUACUCGCGCUGGAUUGAAGAGGACCCCAAAGACAAAAUCACCGAAUCGAUCUUCAAUCGGUCUAGGAGAAAGCUCAUCGCAGAGCUUGGGAGCAUGCCUGUCCUGUGUAAGGACGGCAAGAAACAUCAAUUGAAGCAAACAUCCCUCACGGACAUCGACCCUGAUAUCUCAGCCAGUGAGAUUGGAUUUAUUCUCGACGUACCUGUGCCCUCGAAGCGCGCUUGGAGGGUGUUGCAGCAACUUGGUGUUUCUGUGGAACUUAAUGUUUUCUUCUACUUCCAAUGCAUACAGAAUAUGAUGUCGUUUGAAGUCUCUGAAGUUGCUAUGAACCUCCUAUACCUGAAGAUACAAGGUCGGAUAGAUGAACUGGAUCGAGAUUUGAGGGACUUUAUAAAAACCCAAAACUUCAUCUACAUCCCGGCGCAAGGAGCGAGGAAGUUCAAGUGGGUUAGGGCGAAGGACUGUAUUUGGAAUGAGACGAGUCACUCCAACUCCGAUGUAUGCUCGCUCGCCGGAUUCUAUCGAGCGUGCAAACGAUUGUUCUGUCAAGUCGCCGGAGUUCGUGACAACGAGGUUGACUUGUACAUCUCAGAAGCCAAAAAGAUCAAUGAUCAGAGCAAAUCGACUGAGAUUUCCGGCUUGUUUCUCAAAAUUAGCGAAGUGCUGAGAUGGGACCACACGCGAACGACAGCGGAUGUUGUUUACGGACUGUUGGAAGACAAGAUCUUUCCAGUCAAGAUUGAAGAAGACGGCUCUCAAUUCCAUCAUCUAAGCACUGCCGGCGACCGCGAAAAUUGGUAUAUUGCAGAUGAUAUUCAACAAUACCAAAGCUUCCACAAGAAAAUUCCACUGCUGGCAUUCCAAAUUGACGAAAUUUCUCAGAUGGAGAAUCUUUUUGACAUACUUCGUCUCGGCCAUCGAAAAUUAUCGACAAUAGCAAAGAGAAGGAUAAAUGCGACAGGUGAUAUUAGCAUCCACCAAGAGUACACAGAAAGCCUGAGAACGAAAAUGAACUACAUUGCCCGCUUAAUGCCACGAAUAGUUUUUGAUCGAGAAGAUAUCUACUCCCUACUCUGCAACACUCUAGUAUGCCAAGUCACAACUGUCAAACAAGCAUGGUCUAUUCUUGCGGACGGACGGGAAAUCAGAGGUCGUGCCAGCAAUACUAGAGUUGCAGAAAAGAUAGAGGAUGGCUGGCUGUUUAUCUUUAUGAUUGAGAAGGACAUCUUGGCUGCUUCUCCACCGUACGAACUGGUGGAGAUCUUGGCACGCAUCUGCCACAUAAGGAGCCUCAAGCACACGAGCCUUUUGCUUUCGACCUUGAGCUUGCCAAACGAGAGUGAGAUUCGGGGUCUGUUUCUCAGACAAGCAGUUCCUGAAGACCGUGGAUUCGUAGAGUUUAUGAGGAAACGAGGAAACCGCAUGGUCCAGAGGCGGCCACGCCGCGACAAGUUGUUCGAUGUUGAAGAGAUUCCGGAUGUAGCAAGAGAUCCGCCAAACGCCCAAAGCUCGGGACAUCAGGCCAAGGGCACAAGAAAAGGAGACCAGCGCGGUGUGGACAAUAAGACAUCUCAAAAUGUGGCUGAGAAUAAUUCUCAAAUCCGGUGGCAGAAGAUUGAAGUGCCUGACCGCAAGACAACUUUUGGCUCGGCAAAUCAUGGGAGCAAGCCUGAUGCAGAUAUGCGAGACUACGUCAACGAAGCUGGUAACCUAGGACAUGAGUUCCAAGACAUCACCGAUCCCUUCGACGCAGUUCCCCAGUUUGGAGAACACCUAGGCGAGACCCUCAAUCCACAGCAAGGAGAGCAUAUUCCCAACGGGCAGAAUUUUCAACCUUUGAGCACCUCUAAUGGCAACUCCAAAAAAUCUACGGAUUCUAAAGACGGGGCUGUAGGCGAGAAGAAGCCCCAGAAUCCGUCUGCGGUAAGCGACGGUGACUCUCAAGAGCCAGGUCCAAAGUGGGAGAACAGCGUAGCUCCGCCGGAUAAGUUUCUACGGCGAUCGAAAUUUAGGUUGCUUCAUGAUACACUCAGAAGGGAAUCGUCUGAUAACGACCAGUAUUUGGGGGAACUCAUCACCUCGAACUUUCUCAAAAGAAGAGUGAAGAGCUAUAACCCACAUCAGCAUUGGACUAGCCCAAUGAGAAAAAGAGCCGGAUACUCUUCUUUCAAAAACAAGGAUGACUCACAUUCAACGUUUACCAUGCCCAGGAACUCACAUGAUGUGAACGACCUCUUUAUUCACCAGGGGUAUUCCAAUGCUGAAAACUGGACCCUCGAUCCGCCACAGUACCACCUGGAAGUGACAACAAUACCGGGGGGUACUGACUCUGUAUUUCCAAUAAGUGUCUCGCAGCUCGAAAGGGCGCGGAAAUACAGACUCCCAGACAACCCUAAGCAUGCACCCACCCACGUAUUGGCUUUGAUCAAGAUUUCGAAACUCCAUUCCAACAUGGAUUUCCGCAUAUAUGUAGAUCCUUGGCAGUUAUAUCUAUCGGAUACAAUGCGCCUGAGUCGUGGAGCAACACUCGAAGCUAGAAUUCUAAGGCCAAGCGCAACGUUCCGAACUGUGUCACCGCCUCGUCGACGGAAACGAAGUCUUUUCAACUGCUUCAAGUCACCUGGACAAGAUGCUAGGGACAGGGAUGAUGACGGCUCUCUAGAGCUUGACUUCAGCAAUAGCAUUCAAAGACGGGACAGAAAACGCACAAAUUCGUACAAGUAUCGAUCUCUUGAAGGGGCCACAUACAUGCGAGUAUUGGCGAUUCUUCCCGGCUCCACCGACUCGGAAUUGCAAGGCGUCCUCCAUCAUGUUAAGUUGGGGUCUGCCGAGCCGUACAUGGCCCUUUCAUAUUCUUGGGGCACCCAGAAACCCAGCAAGUUGCUGAGGACACCGGAGGGGGUAAUUCAGUUGACACCCACGCUUCAUGCUGCCCUCGUAAAACUUCGGGAGACUGAUAGGCACACCAUGGUGUGGGUGGAUGCCAUAUGCAUCAAUCAAUCUGACAACAAGGAAAAAGUCGAUCAGGUUCGCCUGAUGGCAAAUAUAUUCAACACAGCCGCCCGUGUAGCCGCUUACUUAGGAGAGGAAGCUGACGACAGUGGUCAGGCGUUGCAGACAUUGGCGCAGGUUCACGCCAAAGUCACAUCUCCCAAAAACUGGCCCGUCGGGCUGCCAGCGAUUCCACAGUCGUGGGGAGAGGAAUACAUUCCCCCGGCUAAUGACCCGGUAUGGAAUUCUAUUACCGCGCUGUUCGCUCGAGCAUGGUUUCGGAGAGUUUGGAUUAUACAAGAAGCUGUGGUUGCCGCCAAAAUAACAGUCAUAUGUGGCGACUGGACUAUCGAUUGGAAUGACCUCGUCACUGCAGUGGAGAAUUGUGACAGUGAGAUCAAGUCUGGUGGUGAGCAAUACCAGGAUUUGCAUAACAUAUUCUCACAUUUUCGAAUACUAGUCCAACGGCGCGAUGACUUGGCCCGGGAGGAAACAUGGGCACUACUUGGUCUACUUGAAUUCUUCAGAUACGCAGAGGCAACAAGACAGCGUGAUCGCCUGUUCGCCCUGCUGAACCUGGCGGCUGACAAGGAUGAGCAACAAGGAUUUAAGCCCGACUACGAUUGCGCAUUUGAGGAUAUUGUGCUUCGCUACGGACGAGCAUUUGUUGCACAGGGCCGUACACUGGCAAUGUUAUACCACGCAGGGUUGAGCUCGAAGAGAGCCCUCAAGCCUGGUGAAGAUCCCAAUCGCUUCCCCUCUUGGAUACCAGACUGGACGAUUUUGAGACCCAAAGGUCUCGUGGAAUCUUUUAGGCGUGGUGUGCCGCGAGCGCCUCAGGUGAAACUCGCACUACGUGCGCGGUUUGAGGCUGGCGUUGACAACGAGCUCGUCAUCGGGGCCCUUCAUGCAGACAAAGUAGCCCAUGUCAGCAUUGAGGCAAACAUUCCAUCGCGAGCUCGCCAGUAUCUUCAAGAGAUUAGCAGCACCAUUGACAACCAUGAGGGAGAGUAUUUUCCACGCGAGCGUAAAUCGGAACUCAAGUGGAGAGUUCCCAUAGCCAAUGCUCAGUUCCCACAAAUAACACAUUCGGGCCUUGGCAGGCUAAAGUCAUCAUACCGAGCAUUAAUGAAUCUAUAUGAAGGCAAAAUCACCCCUGGAACAACUAGCACGUCUUCAAGGUUUGUGGAUGCAGCGGGUGAUAAGUCUGCCCAUGCAGCCAACAACGUUAUAGACGACUCUGUUUUGCAGUCUCACGAUGCAAAGAGCCAAGAUUACCUCAACACCUUACAUGGGUGUUUUGACGAGUGGAGGUUUAUAGUGACCAAAAGGGGCUACUUUGGGAUUGCUUCGCGACUGGUUCAAGUAGGAGAUGUUGUUAGCCUAUUUGGAGGCAGCGAGAUCCUCUUCCUUCUUCGAAGAGGUGAACAUGGGGCUCCGUGGCACAGCCUCAUCGGCGAUUGCUAUAUCCAUGGUAUUAGCUCGGAGUAUUUCGAUGAUAUUGAGGAAGAGGACGUUAGGUUACAUUAG
Molecule: messenger RNA, 6666 nt
Organism: Pochonia chlamydosporia 170
Lineage: Eukaryota; Fungi; Ascomycota; Sordariomycetes; Hypocreales; Clavicipitaceae
Product: heterokaryon incompatibility protein
Exons: 8
Coding region: 1-6666 (2221 amino acids)
Source: RefSeq, a predicted model, not a curated record